This is a messenger RNA of Baudoinia panamericana UAMH 10762, 1350 nucleotides long. RefSeq lists its product as uncharacterized. The transcript has a single exon. Lineage: Eukaryota; Fungi; Ascomycota; Dothideomycetes; Mycosphaerellales; Teratosphaeriaceae. The coding region runs from base 222 to 1100 and encodes 292 amino acids. The record is from RefSeq and is a predicted model, not a curated record.
AGGAACAAGGAUGAAUCAGUCUCAAUCUGCGACAGUGUUACUGCUUUGUCCACGUCGCACCGUGAAUCCUUCCAAUGUUGUGCUAAGCCUUCAAAUAGCGCGGUAAGCUCAAGCAGCCCGUUUAUUUACCUCCGCUCUCUCUUGCACUCUCCCUUGCAUUUCGUACGAACUCUAAGACGACUGUAAUCAUUCGAGGAUCGGCCUCACCUUUGCGCUUCAGCAUGGCUACUUCUACGGCUUUCCUGCUUUUUGCUGCUUUCACCACCGCAGUCGUGGCCCGCACCGACCUCACCGGCUGCACAUCUACCGACGUCUCCUCUCCGGCCGGCGCCAGCAUCGCUUGGGUCGUUCCUGGCACCGGCGAGAUCUGUGCUCCCUUGGACUGCGGCGGAGGGAGAGCGCCACCCAAGACCACUGUGCCAGGAUGCCCUCUCUACACCGGCACGGCAGCAUACUCUCCGUCUUACCUGGCCGGCUAUGCGACUGCCACGGCCACUGCAGCCAGUACAACACGCGGCUGGAGUUCGAGCCCUGGUUGGAAUACCUGGGGGGUAGAUAGUGCUAGUACGAGCGCAAGCUGGACGGCUUGGCAGACCAGCCGUGCCAGUCCGAGCGCUAGCUGGAGCGCCUGGGAGACCGAUAGCGCAUCUUCAAGCUGGGAUCUAUACGUUGCCUCAUCAAGCUGGACGUCAACCUCGGCAUGGGCUUCGAGCCAUGCAGGAAGCGCGACGAGAACACCUCUCAUCUGCGCUAUUGGCACCAGCUGCUCCACAACGUCCACGAGCACGGAUGUGUGGUCAAGCAGCACUUCGACAGCCACGCCUUCGUCCGCCAGCUCUUCGUGGGCUGCAAGCAGCGAAGCAUCAUCAGCCAGCACAUCAACAAGUACGGGGCUUACAAGCGCAUCUUCAUUCGCAACUGCACCCUCGGUGACGACAGCGGCAGCUCAGGUACCCGCCACUUCCGAAAGCCGCACUACAACAAGGGCAACAACGACGCCAAGCUCGGCGCCAAGCACCGGCGCGGCAUCGGUUGUCGCGCAGACUUGGGUGGGUUGGGUCAUGAUUGCCGCUCUAGCUGGGUUUGCAGCGCUGUCGUAAUUUACGGAACUUACUGCACAACGUAAUUUAUGCCGCCAGAUGUUAAUGAAGCUGAUCACGGCGAUCACGUCGGGACUUUUGCGAUCGAUUGCUGGCAGCGUGGUGAUAGCGUCGUGCCUGCGACGCAGUCCGAGCACUGUAUGGUGGAAGCACUGCACAGUUGAAUGAGCCCAAUGUCCGCAAACAUCGGCGCUAGAUAUAACAUGUAUGUAUCUGCAUUGAUACCGUCAAGGAACCGAUUGUCUUCGUG